Drosophila mauritiana is the source of this 1987-nucleotide messenger RNA. RefSeq names its product solute carrier family 35 member E1 homolog. The record is from RefSeq and is a predicted model, not a curated record. The coding region runs from base 1 to 1122 and encodes 373 amino acids. Gene Ontology annotation, molecular function: antiporter activity. Lineage: Eukaryota; Metazoa; Arthropoda; Insecta; Diptera; Drosophilidae. Gene Ontology annotation, cellular component: Golgi apparatus. The transcript is spliced from 4 exons.
AUGCUGGGCAAGCGGACUGGGUCGCGGCACAUAGCCGUCGUGCUGCUGAUGUGCCUCUUCUGGUACGUGAUCUCCUCCAGCAACAACGUGAUCGGCAAGAUGGUCCUGAACGAAUUCCCUUUCCCGAUGACCGUGACUCUGGUGCAACUGUGCAGCAUUACGCUGUACAGCGGGCCCUUCUUCAAUCUGUGGCGGAUCCGGAAGUACCAGGACAUACCUCGUCCCUACUACUACCGCCUUAUUGUGCCGCUAGCGCUGGGCAAGCUCCUGGCCUCCGUCACCUCGCACAUCUCUCUGUGGAAGGUGCCAGUUUCCUACGCGCACACGGUCAAAGCCACAAUGCCACUAUUCACCGUCGUCCUGACACGCAUGUUUUUUGGCGAGAAACAGCCGACGCUAGUGUACCUGAGCCUGCUGCCCAUUAUCACCGGCGUGGGCAUAGCCACAGUCACGGAGAUCUCCUUUGAUAUGAUGGGCCUUAUCAGCGCCCUCAUCUCCACAAUGGGCUUCUCCAUGCAAAACAUUUUCUCAAAAAAGGUGCUGAAGGACACCAACAUCCACCAUUUACGGCUGCUGCAUUUGCUUGGCAAGCUGUCGCUGUUCAUCUUCCUCCCCCUAUGGCUUUACAUGGACAGCUUUGCAGUAUUCCGUCACACGGCCAUUAAAAACCUAGACUAUCGAGUUAUUGCCCUGCUUUUCGCCGACGGUGUCCUAAACUGGCUGCAGAACAUCAUCGCCUUUAGCGUCUUGUCUCUGGUGACUCCGCUCACCUAUGCGGUGGCCAGCGCAUCGAAGCGGAUAUUUGUGAUUGCAGUAUCGCUCCUAAUCCUGGGCAACCCAGUGACGUGGGUCAAUUGCGUAGGCAUGACGCUUGCCAUUUUGGGUGUGCUCUGCUACAAUCGCGCCAAACAGAUCACGCGGGGUCGCGAGCAGCCGACACUGCCGCUGUCGCAGACUAGCCAUGUCAAGUACUCGCCGCUGGAGCAACCGACAGAUCCGUACUACCGGGGAUCGGUCAACGGGAAGCUAUCCAAUGGCUUGCACAGGACGCCCGGAAACAGUCUGCUUGCGAACGGCAGCGGAAUGCCAAGCGGGACGGCAACGCGGCUACUAUUUGUUUAGUUUGUAGUUAGUGAAUGUAUCCCAAAAGCGGGUUAGCUAAAUAGUAUUAACCUGUGACGACCACCAACCAAAUCCCGACUCUCCCCUCUCUUAUAUAUAUAUAUAUAUUUUUUUUUUUUUUAAUUAUAUAUAUAUGUGUGUAUAGUGUAUAUAUUGAAUACGUUUGACUAAAGAGGCGCAACUCUAAAUUUAAUAAUUGAAAUGAAGAAGUAACAUUUUCAUUUUCAAUCGAAUAAAAAAAAUUUGUUGUUUCCAAACAAGUAACUUUAUAUACCACAAAACAAGGUCACAACCGACUUUUGAAACAUUUAAGCUUGCUUUUUUUAUAUGAUUGAAUAGAAAAAUGAAAAUAAGACGUAAAAGGUGCUUAAUCAAUACGGCUAAUGAAUAGUAGUUAAAGUAGAGAAACUAAAGGAGUGUCUUAAUUCUAAGAUAUUAUCGCUCUUAAUGUUCCGCAAAAUUUCAAUUUAAAUCUCGUCGAGAGAAAACGACACACUCUUAUGCAAGGUGUAUAAAAUGCGUAUGUAUGUGUAGCUGUAUGUGCAUGUCAUACUUUAGGUAAUUAACUCGAAAAUGUAAAAUUUGGCAGUUGGGCCGAUUGAGUCAAAAGUGCGUAAUAUAUGUAUAUAUACCUAGAAUGCAAAGCAAUGCUGUAAAUGAAAUGUAUUUUUGAUAUUGUUUUGGAUGCGAGCCGAGUGUGUAAAUAAGUAGUUCGAGACCCCGAUUUCCAUAUCCCCUCCCGCCCGCUAGUUUCGAAUUUGUUUUUGAAUUUGAUUAAGCCGUAAAGUGUAUUCAGAAAGCGUGUGCGCAUGUUAAAUGCCAAAAUAAAAUUGUUGACCAUGUACAUAGGCAAAGCAAAUGCAAA